AUGGGUAUUGCAGGUAGCAGCCAUCACACAGACCACCACCUGUACUUCAACUAUAACUACGGCCAGUUCUUCACCUUAUGGGAUCGCGUUGGCGGGUCGCACAGAAACCCCACACUCACAAAGACGAAGCUCAUGGACAAGGACCUGAAUGUCAAGGACACUCCAGUUGCGGAACAGGAUGAGCUUAAGAGCGUGUUCAAGGACGACGCAAACUUCCUCGCAGCUUGUUCACCACAGGACCUGAAUGUCAAGGACACUCCAGUUGCGGAACAGGACGUGUUCAAGGACGACGCACACCUCCUCUCAGAUGCCGCCGCUCAUAAAAAAGAAGAAUAAAUUGUCCUGGCAGAGAGAUGCAGGGCCUCGAAUAUCCUGGAGUUGAAUUUAGUUACAUAUAUAUGAUAUAGACCCACCGUGCUGGUAGUAGCAGGUGCUAGUUCCCUGUCGAUGCAAGCAAAUAAAUGCCUCAUUGGCAACUUUUUCUGUG
Sphaeroforma arctica JP610 is the source of this 487-nucleotide messenger RNA. RefSeq lists its product as hypothetical. NCBI's taxonomy places the organism in Eukaryota, Ichthyosporea, Ichthyophonida. The record is from RefSeq and is a predicted model, not a curated record. The transcript is spliced from 3 exons. The coding region runs from base 1 to 336 and encodes 111 amino acids.